Molecule: messenger RNA, 3094 nt
Organism: Haplochromis burtoni (Burton's mouthbrooder)
Lineage: Eukaryota; Metazoa; Chordata; Actinopteri; Cichliformes; Cichlidae
Gene: rasgrp3
Product: RAS guanyl releasing protein 3 (calcium and DAG-regulated)
Biological process (GO): positive regulation of GTPase activity; Ras protein signal transduction
Cellular component (GO): plasma membrane
Molecular function (GO): guanyl-nucleotide exchange factor activity; calcium ion binding
Source: RefSeq, a predicted model, not a curated record
AUCAAUGUGCGCAAAAGCAUAUUGUGAUAGAUUUCCUGCUCUGCUCUUUACCCCCUCUUUACCGUGUGUGGUCCCUAUAUUUAGCCCGACCAACCAACGCAGGCAGGAAAGCUAAGUUGGGAAAGAAUUGAAGGAAGUCUAGUGGCCAUUUAGACAAACAAAAACAGACUGAGAUCAGUGCUGGUUGAAUACACAACUGUAUGCAGCUGAGACGAAGGGCUUUACAAAGAUAGAGAAGCAAGCUGAAGAAAGGGCUGGACGAUACUUUAACGGAGCUCUGACAGCUGGAGCGCUGCUCUGGUUUUAGCAGCAACCUUUUCAGUCCAGGUGGAUUUUAAUAUUAAUGCUCAUUUGAACAGACUAAAAGGUGUAUCUGUUCACGGACAUGUUUAAAAGGCAGAUCCAUGAGAUGUUCUGGUAGACCCUGGCAGAGUCUCAGAUGAGCUUGGCGUCAUGGGAUCAUCCACACUGGGGAAGGCAGCGUCUCUUGAUGCUCUUUUAAAUGAAUGCAUUCAUGGAUUUGAUGACAGUGGUGACCUGCAGGCUAACCCCCUCCCACGCAUUGUGCUGCUGAUGCACCGUUGGUAUGUUACAUCCUCUGAACUGGCGCGAAAACUUCUGAUGAUGUACCGUAACUGCAGCGGUGACAACUGCCAAAGAACCAGGCUGAAGAUUUGUUAUUUAAUGAGGUACUGGAUAGUAACAUUUCCUGCAGAGUUCAACCUGGACUUGGGUCUGAUUAGAAUAACAGAGGAGUUCAGAGACGUGGCAGCUCAGCUUGGCUGUGAGGAGCAUUUCAAAUUCAUCGACAUCUCAACCAUUCCAUCAUACGACUGGAUGAGAAGGAUUACCCAGCGGAAAAAGCAAACCAAAAAAGGGAAGGCCUCCCUGUUGUUUGACCACCUGGAACCCAUAGAGCUGGCUGAGCAUCUCACCUUCCUGGAAUUCAAAUCCAUCCGAAGGAUAUCGAAACUCCUUCACCUGCAGAACUUCAACACUUUGAUGGCGGUGGUGGGGGGCCUGAGCCAUAGUUCAAUUUCUCGCCUAAAAGAGACUCAUUUAUAUUUGGCUCCUGAAGUAGUCAAGAUCUGGAAUGAGAUGACAGAGCUGGUCUCUUCCAACAACAAUUACUCUUGCUACCGAAAAGCCUUCAAUGAGUGCCAGGGAUUUAAGAUCCCAGUACUGGGUGUGCACCUAAAGGACUUGAUUGCAGUGCAUGUGGUGUUUCCUGACUGGAUUGGUGAUGGUAAAAAGGUGAACCUCGUGAAGAUGCAUCAGCUUUACAUGACCUUCAAUGAGCUGGUGUCCCUGCAGAGUGCGGUGGCCCAAGUUGAACCCAACAUGGACCUCAUCUACCUACUAACGCUUUCGUUAGAUCUGUAUUAUACUGAGGAUGAGAUUUAUGAGCUGUCAUUGCUAAGGGAACCCCGUAACUCUAAAUUGCCUACCUCUCCAACAACUCCCAACAAGCCAUUGGCCCCACUGGACUGGGCAUCUGGUGUCGCUACCAAACCAGACCCCUGUCUGGUCAAUAAACAUAUCAGGAAGGUAGUGGAUUCUGUGUUCAGGAAUUAUGACCAUGACCGGGAUGGAUACAUUUCUCAAGAAGACUUUGAGAGCAUUGCAGCCAACUUCCCCUUGCUGGACUCUUUCUGCGUUUUGGAUAAAGAUCAAGAUGGAUUGAUCAGUAAAGAUGAGAUGAUAGCAUAUUUCCUUCGGGCUAACCCUCUGCUGCAGUGUAAGAUGGGACCAGGAUUCGUCCAUAACUUUCAGGAGAUGACAUACCUGAAGCCCACGUUCUGCGAACAUUGUGCUGGAUUUCUCUGGGGGAUCAUCAAACAGGGGUACAAAUGCAAAGACUGUGGUGUUAACUGUCAUAAACAAUGCCGUGAGCUGCUGGUUCUGGCCUGUAGGAAGCUGAUUCGCUCCGGCUCUCUGGGCAGCGUUUCUCCAGUCAGAGGAACUCACAGCUCACUGCCCAGCAGCCCCACGUUGCCUGCCUGUCAAGAUGAGGACGAGGUGUUUGAGUUCCCCGCCGUCACACCAGCAGUUCCAGCUCUCGACACUCAGUCCAUCACCCUGAUGACGGGCUCAGCCCAGAGAAUCUCUGUGCGCCUGCAGAGAGCCACCAUAAGCCAGGCUACCCAGACUGAACCACUGUGGCCUGAACAUGCCUGGGAGGCGGCAGACAGUGGUGCUCACACCUUCCCCAAAAUGAAAUACAGGACUCACAGGAAAAUGUCUAAAAACAAGGGUUUUGCCUGCUGGGAAAACCAGAGUGGCAGGCAGUACCAGGCAGGUUCUGCACCGCACUGCACUGGAAGCAGUGUAGACUCCCAGGAGAAGCCAGACGUCUCUGUAGAGCAUGUACAGAACAGGGUUACACACAGAACAAAGAACAGCUGACUCGGUUACAGUGGUGAGAAGCACUCGUGGAGAUCCAGAAAGCCCCUAGUCACUAAGACCAGGAGCUUCAGGGGGAUAUUCUUGGCUUUCUGAGGUCCCCCUUCAAAAACAUGGAGUCAUCAUGUCCUCUCAAGACUUCAGCACAAUACAGACAGAGCGACAUAGAGCUGAAGUCAGGGAGAAAAGCUCUAUAACAUACAGUCUUUUAGCUCCAGGCAGAAAGACACAAGAUGAAGGAUUUUCCUUAUGGAUUGUUGGCCAGUUGAUUUACAUCGUCGAGCUUUCAAAUGGAGCUCAGGAAGAAUGUGAACAGAAAUGAUCUGGUGUUGGAUUUUAAUAAAGAGAUGCAGCAUCAAGAUCCUGAUGUCACAUGAUCAUAGCAAAGGGAAUAUUUUGGAUGUUUGUAUGUGGAGAUGGAAAUAAAAGGAAACAGAACCUGAAUGUAAAGGGAAACCAACAGAACAUUUAGCACAAAGACUCAUGAAACAGCAUUUCUAUAGUGACAGCUGCAGAGCAGCCCACCUUAAUUUUAUCUUGCAGGGUUUUUUUCAGCAAAACAAAUGCUGCAGACAACCUCAAUCAUUCUGUUGUGAUCCCAUCAUUGAUCUUUUAUCAAAGAUGAUAAAAGCAUUUUUUACAAAUGCUGUACACCAUCAAGUGUGAUUUGCGUUUUCCUAUUUUUCUGUGU